AGACUAACUUCUUUUAUGUCCCGUUCACCCAAUACAUACUCGAGGAGUUGUUAGCAACAUUCUGCCUCUGGAAAACUCGCAACAGGAGUUUUAAACCUUAACAUGGUCAAUGCAAAGCAGAUCCGUGUAAAUUACGUCUAUUGUUGCUCGAGGCGCCGCCUUUUUCUGAUCGAUCCAGUGUUGCUCAGGAUCUCAUAUCCCCUGCUCUACCUUUGAAUCAAUGUUCGCUUGCAUUAAGAACAUCCUGUUAAGAGCAUACGCCACUGGAUAGAUCCGUCUGAUUCUCUGAUAGAUCCUGAUUGUAGCAGUUAUUUUGUAUAGCCUGCCUUCCUCAACGAGAUGGUAUAAAAAACUUGGAAGAAGAACUGCAGCAAGAGUUCCUCGUAGCCCACCCUCGCUUCGGUGAUCAACUCCAACUCAUAGCUUACUAUCUCAAAGAGCAUGGUGUCCACUAAUCGUAUUUUUUCUGGGUUUGCGUUCAUCGGCUUCGUUCUAGUCAGUGUCCUCUUACCGCUCCAUGUAAAAGCAAGAAAUAUUGGUACAUGCGCCCUCAUUAUAUGGAUAGGCUUACUUUGCUUCAAUGGAUUUGUAAACUCGAUCAUAUGGGAUCACAAUUUCACCGAUUGGGCACCUGUGUGGUGUGAUAUAUCAUCUCGUUUGAUACUAGGUGGGGCGAUUGGUGUACAGUCGGCGUGUUUAUACAUUGCUCGAUAUUUGUAUAUUCUCACAAGAAAGUCAAUCACAAACCGACUCAAUCAAAAACAAGCUAGGCAUUGGCGAGCCGUUAUGGGUGAUUAUUUUUUGAUUAUUGGGAUUCCAGUAUUAUACAUCGUCUUAUCAUAUGUUGUUCAGAUUAGGCGCUUCAUUAUUUUUGAGGAGAUAGGCUGCUACUUUGCUCUAUACAACACACCGCUUUCAUACCCGGUGCUUCUGAUGUGGCCAUUACUAUUGUCCCUUGUCCUCGCUAUCUACGUAGGAGCCACUAUUCGCGCCUUGAUGCAGCGAAGGGAGCGCUAUAGAGAACUCAUGUUACACGACAAGCAUUUUGGCCGUUUACUUGCUUUGACCAUCACAACAUUCAUCUGUACAUUUCCGCAGAGCCUAUGGUCAAUUGUGGGCGAUGCAACUGAAAAUCCAGUUAAUCCUUGGCCUGGAUGGAAUGCUAUGCAUGCGGAUAUUUCUCGUGUUCUGAAAGUCCCAGCUGCUGUGUGGCAAGCAGAAGACUCUUUAUCUGUCUUUGAACUACAGGCAAUGCGGUGGAGUUACAUUGUGUAUUCCAUUAUUGUCUUUGCUUUUUUUGGUUUCACGAUAGAAGCAAAGAAGAACUAUCGUGCUGCUUGGGGCUUCCUUACCCACUCCUUUGAUAGCUUGUGGAGAUCUACCAAAGGUCGGAACAUGAGGCCACCCUCAAUUAUCAUAUACAGGCCUGAAACCACAUGUUACCCGUGCAGCAACAGCAAUGCGGAGUAUCCACCCUUCACAAUGUCGGUACUUGAGCAUCCUGCACCCGUAUUGGAUAUUGUAUCGGUCUUACGUUGCAACCCACCCAAUUCAUACCUGGUUUAACACAUCUUCACAUGUUCCUUAACAUUGCGUAGGUUAUCUGGAGUUGCAGUUCAAGUUGUCGCCUUCUCGAUAGUGGGGCUAAGUAUCAGAGCCAUGUCUAAGAUUACAUCCAGUUUUAUUGCCUUCUGGAGUUACUAUUUACUUACUUCAGAAUAUAUGCUAUGUACAGCAUAUGUGAACCCAGAACACUAUAUAUUGAUAUCCAUUGUUUAGUUAGUACUAUUGUUGGACACCAGAUG
Serpula lacrymans var. lacrymans S7.9 is the source of this 1805-nucleotide messenger RNA. RefSeq lists its product as uncharacterized. The record is from RefSeq and is a predicted model, not a curated record. Bases 442 to 1566 code for a protein of 374 amino acids. Gene Ontology annotation, biological process: G protein-coupled receptor signaling pathway. Gene Ontology annotation, cellular component: membrane. Gene Ontology annotation, molecular function: mating-type alpha-factor pheromone receptor activity. The transcript has 11 exons. Lineage: Eukaryota; Fungi; Basidiomycota; Agaricomycetes; Boletales; Serpulaceae.